AAAGGCUACUAAACUACACAUUUUCACAUUUUAAACAGGCCUGGAAAAAAAAUUGAAGGCUGUCGAUGCCAAACUGGUAGCAGGUUUUGGAAAGAAACACAGACUAUAAUGGUGGUAAAGUAAAGAGAAAAAAAAGAUGAUUUAUAAUAGUGUCUAUAUAUUGUCGGAUAAGAAAAAGGCCCCAAAACACUUUAAGCGGAGUACUUUAUUACUAAAAGCUAAUUAUUUCAAUGGCAUUUGUACAGGAUUUAUUCUGUCCCAAGCUUUUUGAUCCAUUUAAUCCAUUAAUUACUCUAACCAUAAUCACUGUAUUUGGUUUCCACUGUACUUUAGGAGCCAUGUCUGCAGUCUACCUCCUCCUCCUGCUGCUCCCGCUUGUGUCGGCACAGACCUACCACUGGGGUCCCUGUCCUACGCCCAAGGUGCAGCCCAACUUCAAUCUUGAAAAGUAUUUGGGCAGGUGGUAUGAGAUCGAGAAGCUCCCUGCUUCCUUCGAGAGAGGAAAGUGUAUCACGGCCAACUACGCCGUCAGAAGAGACAGCACCAUUCAGGUGCUGAACACACAGUUCUAUAAGGGCAAGGUGAGGACAGCAGAAGGGACCGCAGUGAUUCAAGACAUGAGAGAACCUGCCAAACUGGGAGUCAGCUUCUCAUAUUUUACUCCCUAUGGCCCAUACUGGAUUCUGACCACUGACUACGAGAGCUUGUCCGUCGUCUACUCCUGCACCAACAUCCUCUACAUCUUCCACAUCGACUACGCCUGGAUCCUCGGCCGCUCGCGAUUCCUGCCUCCGGAGACCGUGAGCUACGCCAAAGAGCUGAUGAUGGACGAAGGGAUCGACCUGUUCAGGAUGAAGGCCACAGAUCAGACGGGCUGCAAGGAUGACUAG
Centropristis striata (black sea bass) is the source of this 890-nucleotide messenger RNA. It is a transcript of the gene apodb, whose product is annotated as apolipoprotein Db. The transcript has 4 exons. The record is from RefSeq and is a predicted model, not a curated record. Gene Ontology annotation, biological process: brain development; lipid transport; tissue regeneration. The coding region runs from base 231 to 890 and encodes 219 amino acids. Gene Ontology annotation, molecular function: lipid binding. Lineage: Eukaryota; Metazoa; Chordata; Actinopteri; Perciformes; Serranidae.